Symbiodinium necroappetens is the source of this 1041-nucleotide messenger RNA. Lineage: Eukaryota; Dinophyceae; Suessiales; Symbiodiniaceae. The record is from the annotation of a GenBank genome assembly.
AUGCGGGAGAUGAUGGGCUACUUCGAUAAGUCGGAACAGCGCCAGGAGGCAUUCGUCAUGUUCUUCAGCCGAAUAACCGACAUGCACAAUCUGAAGUUGUGCAGCGUGCGCUUUGGCGAGGAUGAGGAGGUUAACAACUUGCGCUACCGCCUGGGGCAGGCCGUCUUCUUCCCUUACUUUCAGCCGGAGAACGCCAAGUUUGAACUUGACCUGACCUUCCACGACCAUCGAUUGUGUGUGAACAUGCUGGUUGGGCUCGCAGCAAGAGAGAAGUUUGGCAACAUCAGGGACGCUGUGUGGAUUAAGCCGGAUGGGAGUCAAGACGAUUUCCCGAUGGGCAUUCCGCGCAGCUGGGAAGGGUUAUCUCCCACUGAAGGCCGCUUCCACUGUCGCUACGUGUGUUCGGCGGACGAUCGGAACUUCCAGUACCGGAGAAGCCUCGCGGCCAAGUUCGGCUACAACCCGAGGGACGUCCGCGAGUCAGAGAUGAACUGGCUGACAGGGCUUAACGAGCCACCAGAGGACGUAUUGGAUCUCCUCGAGUUCUUGAUCAGCCGGGUCGACAGUAUGCAGGCCGCCUUCAAUGCAAUCGACGGCGGCGAACCCGGGUCGGUGUCCAACUCUGAGUUGACACUUCGGGAGCUCGAGAUGGGCCUGAAGUCCAUGGGCUGCCAGAAAUUUGCGGGACCGGACGAGUCCGCACGGAUAGAGAAAGUCUUCCGCUACCUGGAUCCCGGCGGUGAGGGAACCGUUUCCAUGCAGGAGUGGAUGGUGCUCGAUCAGCUCUGGAGGGAAUUUGAUCUAACGAUCCGCGAGUUCGUCCAAUUCCUCCAGUACGCGUUCGGAGAGAACCUGCAGGAUGCGUGGGAAGCGUUGGAUGACGACGGCAGUGGCGAGCUGACAGAGCAAGAGUUCGAUGAGGCUCUGAAGAAGAAAGGCUACUUCGGGCCAGUGCGCGUUGUCUUUGCGCUGCUGGACAACACGGAUGACGGGAACAUUUCCUUCGACGAGUUCAGCGUCCUUGAAGACUACAAGCCUUGA